UCGAAAGAAAGAGCUGGACACGGGAAGGAUUUCAAUAUGGCAGCAGUUAGCGCAAUAAGCGAGGGUGCCCUGGUGGACUCUCCCCUUCCCUCCUCUUCUUCCUCGUCUUCUUCGGGUGCCUCCUCCCUAUCAACCUCGUCCAAUUCGGGCGAUUUUGACAGUUGUGAAGGCUACUUAGUAGUCACGUUCAGCCGUAACAAUAAGCCACCUCCUACUUGCCUUAAUGAGGACACAGGUGUGGAAAAUUCAGAAGCCACAGCAGCAACCCCUCUAAGCAUUAACGCAACAUCACCACCGGUAGUGGGUACGCGUAUCUCCCGUCUCGCUGCAAUGGCUGCUGGUGUGGAUGUCUCCCAAUUGCAGCAUUACUCCACAUCUAGCAUUCCCUCUGGCACUUCUGCCUCCAACAUCAUCUCCUGCUCCACCUCACCUCCCUCCUCUUGUGACUAUGUCAGACGAUUUACCUAUCCUGAUGGAGACACUCACUACGAUUGGCUCUCCUGUCCACUGGCUGACAUGCAAGCUAAAGGUCCUCUUACCAAUUCUACCACCACACAUUCCCUGUACUCCUCCAAACCCAUCUCCCUUGCCACUGUUCAACGAAAGCCAUUCCUUGUCUACGACAGUUCCUUACCAUCCGCCUCUGUGCCUGCCGCAUCGUGCUACCGGCGUCAGCUAACCACCUCGCGGAAGAUGCUUCGCUGUGAGGAAUGUGGCAAGUACUACGGGAAUGAGUAUAGCCUACAUCAUCACAUCUGCCUUCGACGGAAAGAUGUCUGGAAAAAAGGAGAUGUACCCACCCAACUAGUUGACGGUCAACUUACCUACUUCUGUCCGGUGUGCGGUAAACCCUUCAAGUGGUUAGGCAAUCUCACCCGGCAUUACUAUGUGCAUACAGGUCAGCGAUUCUUCAAAUGUGACAUCUGUCACAAAGAAUUCUUCUCUGCCUACCAGGUGCGUCGGCACAUGAACUCACACACCGGUUUGAGAUUCCAAUGUGCAGUGUGUGAGAAACCGUUUACAUGCAAAUACGCCUGUGCGUGGCAUGCGAGGCAACAUUUAAAGGAUCAGCAACAGCAAAAGUCCUAG
Molecule: messenger RNA, 1089 nt
Organism: Hydatigera taeniaeformis
Lineage: Eukaryota; Metazoa; Platyhelminthes; Cestoda; Cyclophyllidea; Taeniidae
Source: the annotation of a GenBank genome assembly